This is a messenger RNA of Lathyrus sativus (Indian pea), 3078 nucleotides long. NCBI's taxonomy places the organism in Eukaryota, Viridiplantae, Streptophyta, Magnoliopsida, Fabales, Fabaceae. The record is from the annotation of a GenBank genome assembly.
AUGAGAGCUGGGUUAAGUACAAUCCAACAAACCCUAACGCCGGAGGCGGCUAGUGUUUUGAAUCAUUCAAUCGCGGAGGCCGGCCGGCGAAAUCACGGCCAGACCACGCCGCUUCAUGUGGCGGCGACGCUAUUAGCUUCACCUUCUGGUUACCUGCGUCAAGCGUGUAUAAAAUCGCAUCCGAAUUCGUCUCAUCCUCUUCAGUGUAGAGCUUUGGAAUUAUGUUUCAGCGUUGCGUUGGAGCGGUUACCGACGUCUCAGAAUACGGCUCCGGCGGCGGCGAUGGAGCCGCCAAUUUCGAAUGCUUUGAUGGCGGCUCUGAAACGCGCGCAGGCUCAUCAACGGCGUGGUUACCCUGAACAGCAGCAACAACCGCUUCUUGCGGUUAAGGUUGAAUUGGAACAGCUUAUCAUAUCGAUUCUGGAUGAUCCGAGUGUUAGUAGGGUGAUGAGAGAAGCUAGUUUUUCUAGUCCGGCGGUUAAAGCGACAAUUGAACAGUCGAUUAAUUCUGUUCCUCCUCCGGCGGUCAAUUCGAGUCCGAUGGGAUUGGGAUUCCGGCCGGGGAUGGUUACUCCUGGGGCCGUGCCGGCGAGGAAUUUGUAUAUGAAUCCUAGGCUGCAGCAACAGGGGAGUGUUGCUCAAUCGGGGACACAGAGGGGUGAUGAAGGUAAAUGUGUUGUUGAUAUAUUGAUGAGGGCAAAGAAGAGGAAUCCGGUUUUGGUGGGUGAAUCCGAGCCUGAGGUUGCUAUUAGAGAGAUUUUGAGGAAGAUUGAAAAUAAGGAAUUGGGGGAGGGUGCUUUUAGUAAUGCCCAUGUGAUUCAUUUAGAGAAAGAGCUUCCUUCGGAUAGAGCGCAGAUACCUGGGAGGAUUAAAGAGUUGGGGGAUUUGAUUGAAUCGCGGUUGGAGAAUUCGGGUUCCGGUGGCGUGUUUAUCAAUUUAGGUGAUUUGAAAUGGUUGGUAGAACAGCCUGUGGGAUUUGGUUUGGGGAAUAUGCAGCAGCCAGCUCUUGCAGAGGCUGGCCGCGCUGCGGUGGCGGAGAUGGGACAAUUGGUUGCGAAAUUCGGGGAGGGUGGUGCUGGUAGGCUUUGGUUGUUGGGUACUGCUACUUGUGAGACUUACUUGAGAUGUCAGGUUUACCAUCCUUCCAUGGAAAAUGAUUGGGAUCUUCAAGCUGUCCCAAUUACCUCAAGAUCACCACUACCUGGAAUGUUUCCAAGACUUGGGACCAAUGGAAUUCUUGGUACCACUCUUGAGUCUUUGUCCUCAUUAAAGACCUUCCCUGCUACAACAAUCACUCCUCUGAGGCGUGCUUCAGAGAAUGUAGAUCCUGCAGCAGCAUCAAUUUGUUGCCCACAGUGUAUUCAGAACUGCGAGAAAGAAGUAUCAGAUAUGUUGAAAGAAACUGAGAAAUCUGAUACCGAGCUCACAUCAGAUGCUGCGAGACCGCCUCUCCCACUUUGGUUACAGAAUGCUAGACCGAAUAAUGAUAAUGCUAAAGUAAUGGAACAGGCCCAGAGCAACGGUCAAGAAGGGAAUGUAAAGAAGAGGACUCAAGAAAUACAAAAGAAAUGGAACGAUUCCUGCUUGAAUUUACAUCCUAAAUUUCAUCAGCAAAAUGUGAGCACAGAGAGGAUCGCUCCCGUCCCUUUUUCAAUGACGAACCUAUAUAAUAUGAAUUUGAUGGGGCGCCAAUUUCAACCAAAAGUACUUCCAAAUAAAAAUUUGGGAUGCUCUCUUCAAUUGAGCACGGCGAGCCCAAGGCGAAGUACAGUAACCACUGAGCUGGUUCUUGGGCAAACCAAGCCAUGUGAUACAAUUCCUGAAGAGACUCAGAAAGAGCGCAUUAAUGAGUUUUUGAGUUCACUGUCUUCUGAGUCACAAGACAAGUUUGAUGAAUUACAGAGCAAAAAAUUACUUGAUGUUGAUUCUUUCAAGAGGCUACUCAAAAGUCUGACAGAAAAAGUGUGGUGGCAGCAGGAUGCAGCAUCUGCUAUAGCCACCACUGUGACUCAGUGCAAAUUAGGCAACGGUAAAAGACGGUCAAAGGGUGACACAUGGUUAUUGUUUACAGGUCCUGACAGAAUUGGCAAGAAGAAAAUGGCAGCAGCACUUGCUGAACUGGUAUCAGGGUCAAACCCAAUAGUAAUCUCUCUUGCACAACGAUGUGGGGAUGGAGACUCUGAUGCCCAUCACAUCCGUGGAAAAACAGUUCUUGAUCGCAUAGUAGAGACCAUCCGAAGGAACCCACAUUCUGUCAUCAUGCUUGAGGACAUUGAUGAAGCCAACAUUCUUCUUCGUGGAAACAUCAAACGAGCCAUGGAGCAAGGACGGUUCCCUGAUUCUCAUGGCCGUGAAAUCAGUCUCGGUAAUGUCAUGUUUAUCCUCACUUCAAAUUGGUUGCCUGAGGACCUUGGCUACCUGUCCAAUGGCACUCCAUUAGACGAAGAAAAGCUUGCAAAUUUAGCAAGUGGAAGUUGGCAACUGCGGCUAUCAGUGACCAAGAAGGUAUCAAAACGCAAACCCAGUUGGUUAUCCAAUGAAGACAGGUCUUUGAAGCCUAGAAAGGAAGUGAACUUAGGUUUAUCAUUCGAUCUUAACGAAACCGCGGAUGUAGAAGAAGACAGGGCAGAUGGAUCACAUAAUUCCAGUGACUUCACAGUGGACCAUGAAGACAACAAUCACAAUAGAGGGUCGCCCUCAAAACCCCGCGAGUUUCUGGACUCUGUCGACGAUGCCAUUGUCUUCAAGCCGUUGAAUUUUGAUCUCAUCCGUCGUAAUUUCUCUGGAACAAUUGCGAAAAGAUUCUCUGCUGUGGUUGGAAAUAGGAUCUCAAUUGAAGUACAAGAGGAUGCUCUUGACAAGAUCACAAGCGGAGUGUGGUUAGGCCAAACCACAAUCGACGAAUGGAUGGAAAAAGUGUUGGUUCCUUCCUUCCUCCAGUUGAACAAGAACUUCAAUUCAACCUACCAUGAUGAUCACGAGUCUUCGCUGCUGGUUCGGCUCGAAGAUGAUGGCUACUCCGAUCACCGGAGCUCACAAGAGCUGCUACCUGCUAGUGUGAGAGUCGUAUCAGAAUAG